AUGAAUUGGGAAAGAGCAAUUAUUAUUGGAAAUACUCGGGAAACUUAUUUUGCCACAUCGUCUUAUGAUGUAAGUUUCCAAAAAAUAAAUCCAAAAUAAUUCAGAAAACUCUAUUCAGGAAUUGCUUCUCCGAAAAAACAAUUCGAAUACAUUUCUAAAUAUAGGUGAUUGCAUCAAAUGCACUUCUAGAAGUACAACUGGUUGGCAAAUGGGAGAUGGAAAAAUCGAAAUGCGAAGAGUUGUGGAUAAAUUCGAGAAAAUUGAUAGAUUUGUCGAUUUGAAACUGCAAAAUCAGAAUCGUGGAGUUUAUAUAAUGGGAAAUAUUCUGGGAGUUGAUCUUCGAGAACAUCCUCGUACAAGGGAACUUGUUCGAUGUUUUCGCACUGAUUUUUUGGAGGUUGGAGGAUUAUUUUUCAUAAUUUUUUUAGAAUCAAAUUAAUUUUCAUUCAGGAAGUUUAUGAUGAUGUUCAAUCCAAGACAAGAAUUUAUAAAAAUGAAGAAUUGAUUGGAAUGAAAGUUAUCGCAAGUCACAUCGUCACUCCUCUGAAAUAUGGUUAUUGGGCAGUUAUUAAUGUUAAUGUAAUUGGAAUUUUUUAAUUUUCAGAGCAAGAUAAUUUGUUUUCAGAACGAUCCAAAUGAUACAUUUGAUAGAAAUGGACGGCAUUUUCGAAGAGGAAUUGCUUUGAAUUUUAGAAUGGAAAACACGAAAAAUGGAAAACAUGAUUUAAUGUUUUGGAUUCCACAUGUUCGAGAGCGCGCUCUUUAUACAGAAGAAUUACGAGGAAAUAUUCCGAAACAGAGAUUUUUCGGAAAUUGGGUUUCGUUCAGUCUCAAUAGAAAUUAUCAAGUGGAUGAACAGAGUGAUGUGAAAAUAAUCGAAGAUGUUCUUCCCACUCGAAUCCAUCAAAAUCGAUGUGAAGUUAGGGUAUCUGUUAGAUUCGAAAUUGAAAGAUGGGAUAAGAGAGGAUAUCCUGAAUUGAAAUGUUCACAGUGUGGCGGACUUGUUGCUGAUAUUACACGAACUCUUGGUGGGUUUUCUAGAUUUUUGGGAAAUACACAGAAUCAUGUUUCAGAGCAAUAUGGAAUGCUGAAAUCGUUGUCUGGUGAAGCUUGGGUUCAAUAUUUUCAGCAUGAACCUUCGAGAGGAAUUUGGUUUAUUCUUUCGGAGAAACAAGAUGAAUGGAUUGAUGAUAAUCGAAUUGACAGGUUAGAUUUUAUGCAAGAGAAAAAACUAGAGAGUGAUUUAUUUUCAGAACUAGAGAAAAUCCCAACGAAAAUAGUUCUAGAAGAAGAUCGAGAUCACCAGAAAGAUCAAAUUAUCGAGACAAUUUUGAUUCGAGAAACUCUGGAAGAGAAGAUGAUUAUGGUAGAAGAGAAAGAUCUAGACCCCGUGAAGAAGAUCGACGUGAAAAUCCCAACGAAAAUAGUUCUAGAAGAAGAUCAAGAUCAUCAGAAAGAUCAGAUUAUCGAGAAAAUUAUGAAAGAUCUAGACCCCGUGAAGAUUUCGAUAUUGUUGAUCAAAGAAAUCGAGAAUAUGAACGAAGAUUGAGAGAAACAUCAAGAGCACCUUCGAGAAUUGAUAGAUCACCUUCAAGAAAAAGAGAUGAUACAAGUAGUAUUCCAUCAACAUCUCGAAGUUAUAAUGAUGAUCUAUCAAAAGCUCAGGCAAAUUUGAAAAAAUUGAAGACAAGAUAUGAAUAUUUGACUGCAAAUAAUAUGCCGAUUCCAGAAAAAUUGAGAGAAGAUUUAGGAAAUGCGAUUCUAGAAGAACAAAUUUCGAGAUAUGAUUUUGAUGACAGAAAAUCGGGGAAAAUUGAAGUUGAUGCAGGGGAAUUCAAUAAAUAUAAAGAGGUACGUGUCCACAUCUAAAAUUUUGGGUUCAAGUUAUUUUUCCAGCUCGCCACAUUAUUCCGAGGAAUGUUGUCUUCUUCAAAAGUCUGCGAUGAAAUGCGUAAAUAUGAUGCGAAUCUUUUGAAUAAUAUUAAUCGACUGAUGUUCGAUUCAUAA
Messenger RNA from Caenorhabditis angaria, 2007 nucleotides. Lineage: Eukaryota; Metazoa; Nematoda; Chromadorea; Rhabditida; Rhabditidae. The record is from the annotation of a GenBank genome assembly.